Rhizoctonia solani is the source of this 1425-nucleotide messenger RNA. Its product is annotated as major facilitator superfamily transporter. Gene Ontology annotation, biological process: transmembrane transport. Gene Ontology annotation, cellular component: fungal-type vacuole membrane. Gene Ontology annotation, molecular function: transmembrane transporter activity. The record is from RefSeq and is a predicted model, not a curated record. Lineage: Eukaryota; Fungi; Basidiomycota; Agaricomycetes; Cantharellales; Ceratobasidiaceae. The transcript is spliced from 12 exons. Bases 1 to 1425 code for a protein of 474 amino acids.
AUGACCCAUUCUACACCUCCUACGACAAACCUGGCCGAUACGAACGUUAUGCCUUCUGCUGCGACUUCUGAGAAGGACGUUGAGCAAUUGACUUUGCGCGGGGACCAAUAUGAUGACUCGACGAAAGAAAAAAUAGAAGAGCCUGCGAACAUUCAAGCGAUUGGGCCGACUGCAUGUCCAAUAGGGCAAGUUGGAGACGACGAGUUUGUUGAAGGUGGGUUUGAAGGGUGGAAAGUGAUCCUUGGGUGUGCCCUUAUUGCAGCACCAACAGUCGGUUGGAAUUUACUCUGGGGUGUUUUCCAGGCCUAUCACUCGAAGUUUCUGCUGAAAGGUACACCGGAUGCGACGCUGAGUGCGGUUGGAUCGGUUCAAAAUGCGCUUAUGACGAGCCUUGCCUUUGUGACCGGAAAAUUAGGUGAUAGAUACGGCUAUAAGCGAUUUAUUGCGUCCGGUUGCAUCAUAGUCUUCUUGGGGCAGUUCUGUGCGUCCUGGUGUCACGAGUUCUGGUCAAUAUUUCUUACCCAGGGUGUGAUGCAAGGUGCUGGAUGCGGACUUCUGCUUCCCAUGAUAUUUGCCAUACCUUCUCAGUGGUUUAGACGACACCGGGGAGUGGCAACGGGAAUUGUGAUUGCUGGAUCCUCUUUGGGCGGGGCGGUUCCCUCGCUUAUAGUACAAGCUAUGCUCGGGCGUCUUGGAUUCCAUAAUACGCUCUUGAUUUAUUCGUUUGUCCAGGGUGUAACUAUGCUUGCCGGUUUCUCCCUCAUCAAGACCCGGUUCCCAGCAUCCCAGCUGCAGAACAAGAAUCGUAAAAUUGCAUGGGUAGACAAGCAGUACUUCAAGGACCCGUCUUUCUGGAGCUUCUGGGCUGCGUUGCUGUUCGCUGUAUUUGGUUAUAUGACACCCUUUGUGUAUAUCUCCGUUUAUGCUCGCGAAAAGAUUCCACAAAUCUCCGAUCAACUAGCCAGCCUGCCUAUUUCUGUCAUGGCGUUUGCUAGCGCAAUCGGCAGAACUACUGUCGGAUUGACGGGCGACCGCAUAGGCUUCGUCAAUGCAUUUAUUAUUGUUAUUUUCAUUAGUUCGUUUUGUCAGGCGGUGCUAUGGAAUGUCGCAGCCGACUCGUAUGCCGGCAUCAUGGUGUUUUCUGUACUCUUCGGAAUGACCGGCCCGUGCUUCAUCAGCCUCGUCACCCCAGUUGCCGUGACGCUAUACGGAACUCAUAACCUUGCGACACUCACGGGUUUGCUUAACAUCUCUAAUAUGCCCGGGAGUUUGACCGGUCCGCCGCUGGGAGGUGUUAUACUGGAGAACUCGGGUCGAAACUGGCAUGCUUUGACAGCAUAUAGUGGCGUGAUCCAGUUCGUGGGAGUGCUGUGCAUGCUUUAUGCUCGGUUCAAGCGGGAGCCACGACUCUUUGCCAGGAUAUAG